Octopus sinensis (East Asian common octopus) is the source of this 4196-nucleotide messenger RNA. RefSeq names its product zinc finger protein 658B-like. The record is from RefSeq and is a predicted model, not a curated record. The coding region runs from base 1704 to 3563 and encodes 619 amino acids. Gene Ontology annotation, molecular function: RNA polymerase II cis-regulatory region sequence-specific DNA binding; DNA-binding transcription factor activity, RNA polymerase II-specific. Gene Ontology annotation, biological process: regulation of transcription by RNA polymerase II. The transcript has 2 exons. NCBI's taxonomy places the organism in Eukaryota, Metazoa, Mollusca, Cephalopoda, Octopoda, Octopodidae.
GUUUCAUCUGAAUCCAUCCAGUGGUUCUUGAGAUAUUUUGUCCACAGACAAACAAACAAACAUGACUGAAAACAAUGCUUUCACUAAGGCGGAGGUAAUAAUAAUUUUUUCUUUAUUAGCCACAAGUGCUCACAUAACAGGAAGUGACAAAACAGGACGAUACAAUGGGUUUUAAAACCUUUAAAACAGUGUAAAAAGCUGCCUGGGUUUCAUGUCUGUAUGCCCUUCCUAAUGCCAACCACUUUACAGAGUGUACUGUGUGCUUUUUAUGUGGCACUUGCACAACAAAGAUCUCUUGGCAGAAAGAGAGUUGGAGUUGGGAGCAUGACCAUAAAGGACAUACCUGUAUGGCUGGAUGGCCAUGAUUUUACUUACAUUCUUUUCUACUCAAGACACAGGAGGGGGCCAGUUGAUUAGAUCAAUACCAGUAUGCAACUGGUACUUAAUUUAUCAACCCCAAUAGGAUGAACGGCAAAGUCAACCUCGGCGGAAUUUCAACUCAGAACAUAAAGGCAUGAAAUACUGUUGAGCAUUUCACCCAGUGCACUAAUGUUUCUGCCAGCUUACUGCCUUAUUUACUUACAUUGACUUGACACAAUUUUAUUUACAUUGACAUGUCUUCUCAAGUAUAGCAAAUCACUAGAAGUCUCAGUCCCUUGUCAUCUCAAUGAACAUUAAUCAAUGAUGAUGAACUAUUGUUUUUAUAUGAUUUCCAUUAUUUUGAAUAACUAUCCCAUUGUUUAGACCAGAUAAGGUCUCCACAUUACAGAUGGAAAAAGUGAAAAAUAAAGAAAUAUAUAUAUACACCUAUAUAAAUGACAUGUUUUGUUGUAAUCUCUGUGCAGUAAUUUGUUAUUUUCUACAGUUCUCUACAAGCCAGUAUUUAUAUAAUUGCAAAUGUAUUCACACAGGUAAUAUCUGUGAUGAUGCAUUCCCUCAAUAUAGUAAUUAUUUACACAAAAAAGAAACCAUGCCAUUGUGAUAUUUGUGGUAAAGUAUUCUCUCUAAUUUAAACACAAAUAUGUCCACAAAAGAGAAAAGCCCUACUAUUUUAGUAUUUAUAGCAUUCUCUCUGAAGUUCUAAUUUAUUGAUCCAUAAAAUCAAAGAUAAAUCAAAUCACUGUAAUAUCUGUAACAAAACUCCUUGAAGGAUAUCCAGGUGGCAUUUGAGAGGGCCAGCCAUUGGAUAUGGAUGAAAAAGAAUGAUGAAACCUGGUUGGAGAGGUGAUGAUCCCAAAAUGGACUUGAGUUUGAAUACUAGUCAGUUGAAACAAUAAAUGGGGCCUCACAUCAGUGAGUGGGGCUGGGACACUGUAAAGUUAUUGAGAGGAAGGCCCUGAAAUGAUGCACAUUCUCUCAUGAUGACCCCUGAAACCUACUGGCACCUGGGUAUCUGAUGAUAUUGAGAUGACACCCUGAAGACUAAAGAAUGAUAUUGCUAAGGAUACAAGGGAUUGUGUUUAUAUAACUUCAAUUUUAUCGCCAUGAACUAUUUCUUGUGAAAUGCAAUUAAUUUCAUAAUGACUGUAUUAUUUCUGUGAUGGUGUAACAUCAAGAUUUACCGAGACUUUUCAGUUGUCUUACAUAAUUUCUUCCAUAACUUUUCAUAAAAAAAUAUUUUUUAUUCAAAAUAUUGUAAGUAGUAUUUCUCUUGAAAAUUAAAAGAGAAAGAUUUUUCUAUUUUGUAAAGAACACUUGAAGCUAUGGAGGUAAAAGUGAGUGUAAGUCAGGUCCAUAAUGAAACUCAACCUGAUAAUAAUGAUGUUUCUCAUCAAACAGAGAAGGCAUCAUACAUGUGUGACAUCUGUGGGGACUCUUUCAAAAUACAAAAAUGUUUAAUUCAACAUCAGUCUAUACACACAGUUUCCGAACUAUAUGAUUGUGAUAUUUGUGGUGAAAAGUUUUCUACAAAUGAAAAUUUAUCCAAUCACAAACAAAUUCAUGCAGAGAUGAAACCAUAUUGCUGUGAUAUUUGUGGGAAGGUACUUUCUGAAAAGAAUGGUUUAUUUAACCACAAAUGUAUUCAUGCAGAAGAAAAACCAUACCACUGUGAUAUUUGUGGGAAAGAAUUCUCUCAAAACAGUAAGUUAUUAACCCAUAGACGUAUUCACACAGGAGAAAAACCAUAUCGUUGUGAUAUCUGUGGCCAAACCUUUUCUGUUAAUGGUUCAUUAUCUACACACAAACGUAGUCACACAGGAGAAAAACCAUAUCGUUGUGAUAUUUGUGGGAAAACGUUCUCAGCUAGUAGCACAUUGUCUACACAUAAACAAAUUCAUACUGGCGAAAAACCAUACCAUUGUGAUAUCUGUAGUAAAUCAUUCUCUCUAAAUAGUAAUUUGUUGAAACAUAGACGCAUUCACACAGGAGAGAAACCAUACCACUGUGAUAUUUGUGGUAAAAAAUUCUCUCAUAGUAGUAAUUUAUUAACCCAUAGACGUAUACAUACUGGGGAAAAACCAUACCAUUGUGAUAUUUGUGGUAAAAAAUGCAAUACUAAGGAACGUUUAUUAAGCCACAAACGCAUUCACACAGGGGAAAAACCAUACAAAUGUGGUAUCUGUGGUAAUACAUUCUCUGAUAAGGGGUAUUUACAGUCCCAUAAACUGAUUCAUACAGGAGAAAAACCAUAUCACUGUGAUGAAUGUGGUAAAAAAUUCUCUACAAAACAAUAUCUAUCUAACCACAAACGUACUCAUGCAGGAAUAAAACCAUGCCACUGUGAUAUUUGUGGUAAAGCAUUCUCUCGGAAUAGUCACUUGUUGACUCAUAAACGUAUUCACACAGGUGAGAAACCAUAUCACUGUGAUAUUUGUGGUAAAUCGUUCACUCUAAAUGGUCAUUUAACUAAACACAAACGUAUUCACACAGGCGAGAAACCUUAUCACUGUGAUACCUGUGGUAUGACAUUCUCUCAGAGCUCUAAUUUAUUGACCCAUAGACGUAUUCAUACAGGAAAUAAACCAUACCACUGUGAUAUCUGUGGUAAAACUUUCUCUGCCAAUGAUUCUUUAUCCAGACACAAACGUAUUCACACAGGGGAAAAACCAUAUCAUUGUGAUAUCUGUGGUAAGACAUUCUCUGAUAGUAGUUCUGUGUCAUCUCACAAGCGAGUUCAUACUGGUGAAAGGCCAUAUCAUUGUGAUAUCUGUGGUAAAACAUUCACUGCUAGUAAUUCAUUAUCUACACACCAAACUAUUCACACAGGCGAGAAACCAUAUCAUUGUGAUAUUUGUGGUAUAAAAUUCUCUAAAAAUUGUAAUUUAAUGAGGCAUAAACGUCUUCACACGGGAGAGAAACCAUAUCACUGUGAUUUCUGUGAUAAAACAUUCACCUCUAGUUCUGAUUUGAACACACACAAACGUGUUCAUACAGGAGAGAAACCAUAUCACUGUGGUAUCUGUGGUAAAUCAUUCUCUCAGAAUAGUCACUUAUUGAACCAUAGACGUAUUCACACAGGUGAUAAACCUUAUCAAUGUGAUAUUUGUAGUAAGGCAUUUUCUAGAAAAGGUGACUUAUUAAAUCACAAACGUUUACACAGGAAAGAAACUACAUCUCUAUGAUAUUUGUGAUAGAUAAUUAUCCUGUUAACCUGUUAGCAUUUAAACUGGCCAUAUCCAGCCCAAAUAUUCUACUUGCCUUAUGUUUAAACUGACUGGGUCCAGCCUUUCACACCUACCCUGUAAUGUCAUUGAAAUUUCAAGGCUACAAGAUAAUUCAUGAUUAAUGCAAAACAAUAUGAACAAAUAAGCAUUACAUUUGACAAUAAUUUAAAUGCUAAAGAGUUAAUCAGUUAUUAUACAGAGAAUAUAUACUAAUUCUGCUGAAAUUCUUCAAAAGCUAUUUAUGUUAAGAUAAUUAAGUUGUGAUAAGAUUACAGGCAUCCUAGACCAACCACAUCCCAAUAAAGACAUUCAAAUGAUUGGUAAUAUCUCAUUCAACACACUCUAAGCUUUUUCUCACACACAAUUUGUCUUUCCUACCCAAACAACACUUUCCUCUGCUCUUCAGAUCAGAUGAAAUACAGUGGGAUUACUUUGAGUAAUCCUAGAUGCCCCUCGAUGCAGUUAGCUAUAACCCAGAUUAUAAAAGUACUAGUACCUGCCUGAAUAUUUUAUCCCUAUUCAUUUUAUACAUAUAUAUAUGCGAAAGUAAAGAAUAUGUACACCCAGUGUUUAGGGUUAGGAUUUUUGUUA